AUGUCCAUUGGUCGAGCUACGUUAUCGUUUGAAGAGUUACGCACGAUCUCGAUCGAGAUUGAGUCAACGUUUAAUAAUCGUCCAAUUACAUACAUGUAUGAUGAUGAAGAAGGGAUAUCCUACUCCCUUACGCCGUCUUGUCUACUUUAUGGACGGAGAAUGACGACUACGCCAAACGACAGCCAGUUCGAGAUAGUGAGCACAAACGAGUCUUUGACAAGACGAGCUCAACAUCACAAAACUCUACUAAAGGAAUAGUCACUAAACAAUGGAGACGAGAAUAUCUGCUAAGCAUUCGUGAAGCAUGGGACAUUACAAAGGGACAUUGUAAUUUUGAAGAACGAGAGCACGAAACGGUUAUUUUGGAAAAUAGCGAAGGUCGAAGAGCUUAUUCGGAGUAUUGACGGUGUUGUAAGAUCAGCAAAGAUUCGAGUGUUGAACAGUGAGACUCGAAAGCCUAUCAUCAUACGAAGACCUAUACAACAUUUAAUCCCAUAGGAAAUUCGCUCGAAAUUCGGUAACAAGGAUAAAGAAGAACUAGUUGAUGUGAAUGAAGAAUCAUCCGGAACACAAGAUCUCAGUACAGAACCAUUAGACAUUGAUGUUAAGACUGCCGCUGUAGAGAAGAAGAAUCGACCAAAAAGAAAGGCAGCUGUUCAAGGAGAACUUGUACGAAAACUGUCAAAACAAACGUAA
Messenger RNA from Paramuricea clavata, 696 nucleotides. Lineage: Eukaryota; Metazoa; Cnidaria; Anthozoa; Malacalcyonacea; Plexauridae. The record is from the annotation of a GenBank genome assembly.